UGCUGUGGUCAUAUGAUCACACAAACAUGGCGGUGGUUAGCGGUGACCGGCGGCUCACCGUCGUAGUUUUACUAGCGUUUACUAUAUAUUCUUCGGUGCUUAGCGCGAAUGUCGAAGUUCCAGCCUACAUUUGGGGUUCCGAAAGUGGCUUGAAGAAAAUCCCGCAAGUGGGUUCAUUCGACAAGGUUGAGCCAUCUACUUUCGGAAACUCAGUGGCUAAGCUUGUGGCCCAAGAAAAUGCUGUGGUCGUGGCGUUUGUGCAGGACAAGCUUAGCGCAGAAGACCUCUCCAGGGCAUCCAGUGAUGACAGAAGCUACAAAUACUUAAAGGAUGCCUUUGGCAAGGAGCACGUGCUUGUGUUGCCCUCUGUGGAGAACCCCGUUGAUGCGCUGACAUCGCACGGUGGCCUCGUGGUGACGCGCCUCAACAUUCCCGACGUUGGAGCGGUGCAGUCCGCCCUGGACAGCCUGCACGACGGCAGCCAAGUGUUGCUGGUGGACCUGCCUCGCACCGUCGGCGUUGAGAGCCGGUUAUCGGCACUCCAGCAGGCCGAUACCAUCAUGGAGGCCACCAUGCAAGCCCUGUCAUCAGGAGGCAAGAAGUUGUUUGGCUUGUACACAGGCCGAGAUUUGGCAUCGCCAAUGGUGGAGGCUGCUCAUUUGACGCGCUCCCGGCGCCAUCUGCUGGCCGUGCCCGAGGCAGCGCCGUCCAACGAGACUUCGGGUGUGAUCAUGGUGCGCAAGGACUGCAUGCUCAUGUACGGCCGCACGGUCACCGUCUCCUUCACCGAGGAUCCCAAGGCAACGACGUUCAACUCGGUCACCUACAACGACACGCUGAACCCCAUGCCUGUGCCUCAGUGCAGCUCGGACAGCCAGCAUGCCAACAUCACUUUGAAGUUCCCUGAUGCUGGACUUGUUAAGGGCUUCAGCAUCUCGAUGGUGUUCAAGUAUGAUGAACGGGGUGGCUAUGCCCUGACCGCGAUGAAUGCCACCCUGAAGGACUACAAGGACCUGCAGAUGCGUGUCAAGGACCUGUGGUGGCCUCGAGGCUUCUCCUUUUCCUGCUCCCUCUCGCAAUUCAGGCAGCACAAUGCCACCAAGCUGCCUCAGCUGCAGCUGCAAAUGGACACCUUCCAAGUCCAGCUCGUCCAGAAUAACACGGGCCAGUUCUCAGAGAGCUAUGACUGUUCGGGCUUCUUCACCACGGUCAUAUGGAUGGGCCUGCUGGUUGUGCUGCUCUACCUUGUCAUUCUGGGCACGGGUGUCUUCUUCAUCUACGACAUCCGCACAAACGACCGCUUCGACGACCCCAAGGGCAAGACGAUCACCGUCACGGCCUCCGAUUGAUCCCUUCGACAUCUCGUCUUUCCGUUGAGGUCCCUUCUUGCUGCUGUUAGUGAUCGUCAUAAGGACACCAUAGCAAUGUUCUGCGUGGAACAUGUUCCCGUUAUAUAAGUAACUUCUGGGUCAUUGUUAAUGUGGUAUCAGAAGUCAGUGAUCUGCUUUUUCUUAAUGAUGUUUUUUGAUGCUCUUGAGGCUUGCAGUGAAUGCUGAGGACAGACUUUAAGCAGACAGUGAAAAUUUCAUCUCUUGACAAUGUUCAGAAUGUUGCAACCAGAAUAUUGCAGCCAGACGCGUUCAUUGCUUUGUGUCUGGAUGUUCUCCCUUUUGCCAAUUCUGUUCAGUAGCUAUCGCCAGUCUACACUGGACCGUUGCCUAAUGACCCUUCGUGUUACACAGAUUCAGUGCAUGGCAGUUCCUGUUGUGUGUAUGUUCCAUGUUACACUGCCAAGCGCUUUAAUGGUAAUAUCAGCUGAAAUACUAUAUACACAUCAUCGUCGUGAAGAGUUGUUUCACUAUAUUUGUUCUUAGCAAGGAAUUGGUGAACGUUUAUUUUGAAGUUGAGUAAAUGGGUUUUGCGAGCCUUUGAAGAAUUUUUUGACCAACUUAAUUUGAGGAGCCUGUAAAAACAGCUAUGAGAGGUGGUUGAAAGAGCAGAGCACAGCAGUUUACUUGUAUAUAGUACAUAGCGAUAUAUUUCCUUGUGAAUAUCGUUUUUUUUUUUCUUUUUCUGUCUUACUGCAGCAUUGUAGAUAGUGUGUGGCCACUUGGAAUUCAAUUUUCAGGCCUACUUAGACAAAAAACUUUUCUUUGUUAUUUUUCCUGAUGUCAAAACAAAACGUGAAUGUCUUUAUGAAUGAUAGUUAUGUGCAUGUUAUUUUGCCGACACAUUUGCGGGGCACAAAUGUCUGCAGACGUGGAGUUGUCUGGUAUAAUUGUGUACAGCGCGAGCAAAAUUAAUUCAUAUAAAUGUGCUUUUAACGCGUGUGUAUGGCACAGUCGUGCAUGCCUGGCAGCCUGUGUGCUUUUGGUCCGGUCGGUCGAACACGCAAGGUGCUGCCCGAACUUCCACUGUGGUUGUCAAGUGACGGAUAAGCAUCUGCCGAGAUUCAAAGCAUGUCAGAUGGGAAUUCACCUUUUCGCUUAUAGUUCCAGUGCACGACCAGGGUUGGUACCACUUCACACGCUGAAAUUUUUUUUCAUUACGCGAUCACUACUACAAAGAAAUGCAGGUUGUGCACGGGUUCCUGUAGGAGCUCUAACCCUGCAUGAAGUGGCUCGCACAUUUUUCGCAAAUGGUGCACUUUAGCAAUUGUUCUAAGUAUGCUGCUGCAGUGAACACGCCCGGUUCCUAUGUCAUGAACAACAUCCAAAAUCCAGUCAAAGUGUGGCACAUAUUAGUUAAAAAUGUUCGACCAGACUCGACCAAGCUGGCAUUCUUUAUCUAGCAACUUCACAAGUGUUGUCUCCCUGUACAGUACGCCUCGUGCAACGUGUCGUGUGAUGCCAAGCUGUUCAUGCCUAGUCAUACGCAGCGAGCACAAGUGAUUCUCAAGUCUUCAAGAAAAGCAGCGCAUCCUGUGCAGUGGAGUAGCGCAAGGCUUAAGAAAUCCUGUCUCUCCAUUCCUUGUUAGAGUGCAGCGUGGCAUGUCGUGGUCGUACCUUGAUUUAAAAUUGUGUAAUUUAUUCUAGUAUACACCUUUUAUGUGCCACUUGUUUUUGUUAAUCAAGAAUAAAGCACUUUUUUUUUCAUAA
Messenger RNA from Rhipicephalus sanguineus (brown dog tick), 3098 nucleotides. Its product is annotated as V-type proton ATPase subunit S1. Bases 27 to 1349 code for a protein of 440 amino acids. The record is from RefSeq and is a predicted model, not a curated record. The transcript is spliced from 9 exons. NCBI's taxonomy places the organism in Eukaryota, Metazoa, Arthropoda, Arachnida, Ixodida, Ixodidae. Gene Ontology annotation, cellular component: proton-transporting V-type ATPase complex.